AUGUAUAAAACAAAGUUCUAUACAUGGGAUGAACCUUAUUUGUUCAAACAAGGUGUUGAUCGGAUGAUAAGGAGAUGUGUGCCUAAAUCUGAGGUCCAACUGGUUUUACAAAGUUGCCAUUCAUCUGCAUACGGUGGAUAUCAUUGGGGAGAACGUACGGUUCAUAAGGUAUUGCAGUAUGGUUUCUUUUGGCCUACUUUAUUUAAAGAUGCUGCAGGUUUUUUCAAAAUCUAUGAUAAAUACCAAAUGAUGGGCACCAUAUCAAGAAGACAUGAGAUGCCAUUGAAUAACAUCCUGGAGAUAGAAAUCUUUGAUGUGUGUAGAAUAGAUUUCAUGGUUCGCUUCCCACAUUCAUAUGGAAAUCAAUACAUACUGGUGGUGGUGGAUUAUGCUUGUAAAUGGGUUGAGGCCAUUGCUUUGCCAACCAAUGACUCUAAAGUGAGUGAGAAGGAUCAUGCUAAUCAUUUGAUAAUUGUGUUGCAAGUCCUCAAGGACUAUCAAUUGUUUGCUAAGUUUAGCAAGUGCGAAUUUUGGUUAAGAUCGAUUGCUUUUCUAGGUCAUAUAUCUGCAGUGAAGAAAUGCAUUGGUGAUACUAAGUUUAUUGUUCCAUUGGAGAGUGUGGGUGUCAAGGAGAGUUUAUCCUACAAGGAGGUUCUGAUGGAGAUUCUAGAUCGGCAAGUGAGAAAGUUAAGAAAUAAGGAAGUUGCAUCUGUUAAUGUGCUAUGGAGGAACUAA
Messenger RNA from Solanum dulcamara, 735 nucleotides. RefSeq lists its product as uncharacterized. The record is from RefSeq and is a predicted model, not a curated record. Lineage: Eukaryota; Viridiplantae; Streptophyta; Magnoliopsida; Solanales; Solanaceae. The transcript has 3 exons. Bases 1 to 735 code for a protein of 244 amino acids.